This is a messenger RNA of Terrapene triunguis (Three-toed box turtle), 463 nucleotides long. RefSeq names its product (Lyso)-N-acylphosphatidylethanolamine lipase-like. Lineage: Eukaryota; Metazoa; Chordata; Testudines; Emydidae. Gene Ontology annotation, cellular component: lipid droplet. The coding region runs from base 44 to 463 and encodes 139 amino acids. The record is from RefSeq and is a predicted model, not a curated record. The transcript has 2 exons. Gene Ontology annotation, molecular function: phosphatidylcholine lysophospholipase A1 activity.
GGGCUGGCUCAGCGGCUGGCUCCCUGCCUGGCGCCCCACCUCCAUGUCCCACCUGAAGAACGUGGAGGCCCGAAUCCUGCAGUGCCUGCAGAGCCGGUUCGUAGGGCGGUACGUGACCCUGCCGGGCCGGGCGCGCGUCUGGACCGUCUCGCUGUGCCCGGAGCAGGGCGAGGGGCGCACCCCCCUGGUGCUGGUGCACGGCUUCGGGGGCGGCGUGGGGCUGUGGGUGCUCAACCUGGACCGGCUCGGGGCCCGGCGGCCCCUUCACGCCUUCGACCUGCUGGGCUUCGGGCGCAGCUCCCGGCCCCCCUUCCCCCAUGAUGCCCAGGGCGCCGAGGCAGAGUUCGUGCGCUCCAUCGAGGACUGGCGCCAGCAGAUGGGCAUCGGCGCCAUGAUCCUGCUGGGCCACAGCCUGGGGGGCUUCCUGGCGGCCUCCUACAGCUUGGCGUACCCCGAGAGGUGA